AUGACUGGGAUCACUACCAAUGAAGACGAUGAGUUCGAUUACGGCUUUCAACCGCCGCUGCGAUUCUCGCCCUUGAAAAGGAUUGCGGGAACUGCUAGGGAGGAGGCUGGUGAAGAUGGCCAACACGACUCUCCACCACCGCCGCCCUUCCGUUUCUUCGACGCACCAAAGGAGAUUAGAGACUACAUCUACGAACUCUGCAAAGAGCGGUUCAGGUUACUCCGAAAUCGCGAUGUGGUUGUGGUGCACACUCUAAAACCUACUCCACGACUCGUCAGUCGCCAGUUCAAGGAUGAAUACGACCAAGCCGCUUCCAGGCGAGGUCAAGGUGUGGAGAUCGCACGCCUUCUCGGGUCUCAUUUAACGAAUCCGACUAUCCAACUUCCCAUGCCACUCCAACAGUCGAUCGACACCGUCUACCUCACAUACUUUUCCGACGGCGACAGCAUCACCUGCAGGCCGUGGCACUGUCCUUGUGCCGAGGGAAUUGGGCUCGCGAUGAGCUGGACUGUCACGAUGAUCAAGCAACAUCCGGAAUUCAGGGAGGUGCACGUCACUCUCGACGUUGGCUUUCCGCGGGAACACAUGGGCCUGGCUCACCCGGUUGAUUGUCACCAUGGGCUACUGCAGCCGGCCUUGGAUCGCUUCAUUGAGAUCGAUGGACUCACAUCUCUCCAAGUACGUAAGAUGCUGGCGGCUGCUUGGUGGAACUUGGAAAGAGUUUUGUGGGUGAGCUGGGACCGAGGGCAUGGGUGGUAUGCUCCGGAGGCUGAGGAGGCGACGGAAGAGAUCUCAGCUGAGCAGUGA
Molecule: messenger RNA, 807 nt
Organism: Saxophila tyrrhenica
Lineage: Eukaryota; Fungi; Ascomycota; Dothideomycetes; Mycosphaerellales; Extremaceae
Exons: 2
Coding region: 1-807 (268 amino acids)
Source: RefSeq, a predicted model, not a curated record